This is a messenger RNA of Callorhinchus milii (elephant shark), 7388 nucleotides long. It is a transcript of the gene tprb, whose product is annotated as translocated promoter region b, nuclear basket protein. The coding region runs from base 8 to 7195 and encodes 2395 amino acids. The record is from RefSeq and is a predicted model, not a curated record. Gene Ontology annotation, cellular component: nuclear pore. Gene Ontology annotation, biological process: protein import into nucleus; mRNA export from nucleus. Lineage: Eukaryota; Metazoa; Chordata; Chondrichthyes; Chimaeriformes; Callorhinchidae. The transcript is spliced from 51 exons. Gene Ontology annotation, molecular function: structural constituent of nuclear pore.
AGCCGACAUGGCGGCCGCGCUGCAGCAGUUGCUGGAGCGCUCCGAGUUGGCCAAACUCCCCAAGGCCACGGUCAGCAAGCUGGAGAAGCUGCUGUCCGACAAGGAGGCCGAAGCGGACGGCCUGAAGGUCAAGUACGAGCGCUUUAAAGUGGACAGUGAGCAACAAUACUUUGAAGUAGAGAAACGGCUCACCCAGAGCCAGGAAAAGUUGGUAUUAGAAUCACAGGAGUGUCAAAAUCUGCGUGAAGAACUUACCAAACUCAAUGAUCAAUUAACAGAGACUAAAGAGAAAAAUAAGGAACUAGACUCUUCUCAAGAAAAUUUAAAAAAUUCUCAGAACCAACUUUCACGAGCAAAGGAUGAGUUGGAUAAUGAAAAACGAGAACUGGUGAGGACUCUUGAACGAAGAUCGCAAGAACUGGAACAUUUGAAUGAGGAUUUUAAACGAUUAAAUACUAAGCUUGCAGAAACAAAUUCAGCAAAAAUAGAUCUUCAGCUGAAGCUCGAUGAACUCCAGGUUUCUGAAAUCUCAAUCAAGUACCGUGAAAAACGACUUGAACAAGAAAAGGAACUAUUGCAGAACCAGACCAAUUGGUUGAAUGCAGAAUUAAAAAAGAAGACUGAUGAGCUGUUGGGACUUCGUCGAGAAAAGAGCAAUGAAAUUCUUGAACUGAGAUGUAAUCUCGAGAACAAAAAGGAUGAGGUCUCCAGUAUUGAAGAACAGAUUAGCACUUUAAAAGGAGCUAAUGAAAAUUUCAAGAAACAGAUUGAUGACUUAAUGAGUAAACUGAAAGAGUCAAAGGAGCAUUCGGCGAGCAUGGAGGAAAAAUUCCGCAAUGAGCUGAAUGCUCACAUAAAGUUAUCAAACUUAUACAAGAGUGCUGCAGAUGAUUCUGAAGCUAAGGCUGCAGAGCUUACCGGAGCAGUUGAAGAGCUUCAUAGCCUUCUGAAACAGGCUAACGAGGCCCAUAAGCAAAGCGAGGAGCGAGUGGCUGAGACCGUGGCCUCCAAUGCCAAACUAAUUACUGACCUGAAUGAGAAGGUCGGUAAGCUUGAGAAGGAAUUGGAAAAUGCUAAUGAUCUCCUUGUAGCCACCAAACGUAAAGGUAUAGCCACCCUCUCAGAGGAAGAACUUGCUGCCAUGUCCCCAACUGCAGCAGCUGUUGCUAAAGUUAUAAAACCUGGAAUGAAGCUUACUGAGUUAUACAAUGCAUAUGUUGAAGCCCAGGAUCAGCUGUUGCUGGCAAAACAGGAAAACAAGCGGGUAAAUAAGUACUUGGAUGAGAUUGUGAAAGAAGUGGAGAUGAAGGCUCCGAUUUUGAAACGCCAGCGGGAGGAAUAUGAACGUGGGCAAAAAGCCGUAGCAAAUCUCUCAGCAAAACUGGAAGAAGCCAUGAAGGAAAUGCGUCGAUUACAAAAAGAUACCGAUGAGGCUAAUAAGAGUUCUACGUUGCUCGGCAGGGAGAAUCAAAGAUUAAAAAUGCAAAUGACUGACCUCUCUCAGCAGACUAGAAUUCUUUUGAUGGAACUGGAAGAUUCACGAGGGAACCACGUUUUGCGAGAAGAUGAAGUUAGCUCGGCUGAUAUUAGCAGUUCAUCUGAAGUAAUUUCACAACAUUUAGUCACUUAUCGUAGCAUUGAAGAACUCCAGCAGCAGAACCAGCAGCUGCUACUGACCCUUCGUGAACUUGCUGAGAAACAUGAGAAAGAAGAAGAGGAAAAGGCCUCAUCACGAAUUAAAGGACUUGAGUCUGAUCUUUCGAAAUCCUUAGUCGAACUGGAGGGUCUCCGUGAAGCACGAAAUCAUCAGAUGCAAAUGGUUGAAUCGAUUGUACGGCAGCGUGAUAUGUACCGCAUACUACUCGCACAUACGACUGGAGUUUCAAUUCCAAUCCAAGAUAAGGCACCAGGAGAAAUGUCUUUAAUAUCGUCUCUUCCAAAACACUCCCCAGGAUUGAGUAAGGAAAUGCCUCAGAUGGCAUCAACACCCAGUCAGAUUCCUGCAUUGGAGACCACAGAGCUUGUACAAGCCAAGGCAGCACUAAAGCAGUUACAGUUACAUUUUGAAACCUACAAGAAGGAAAAAGCGGAGAACGACAAGAUGCUAAAUGAGCAGAAUGAUAAGCUUCAGGAUGGCUUAACACAGCUGCGAACCCAGAAUACAAAAUUGUCUACACAGCUAGAGUUUGCUUCCAAAAGGUAUGAGAUGCUGCAGAACAAUAUAGAUGCAUUCCGGCGUGAAAUAUCAUCACUGCGUGAUAGGGGUCAGAAACUCACCACAACUGUACAGAAACAGGAGCACAUUAUCUGCAGUUUGACACAGGAACUGCGAGGAUCAAACGAAAAGUUGGCUAUAGAAGAGGCUCGAGGGGAAAAUUUGAGGAAAGAGAAAGAUAUGUUGAAGAUGGUGGAAGCGCGUUUGACCCAAGAGCGUGACUCUAAGUUAGCAGAACACAGGGGACAAAGUUUGCUGCUGACAAAUCUACAGUCCAUUCAGUUGAGUCUGGAGCGCGCAGAGACUGAGACCAGACAACGCCUGAAUAACCAGAUUGAAAGACAAGAACGAGAAAUAACACAGUUAAAAAAGAAGUUGGAAAAUGAAGUGGAACAGCGACAUUUUCUUGGAAGGAACCAAGAUGUGCAACUUGUGGAAAUCAAAAAGCAGUAUGAAACUGAAUUAGGUCUCCAUGUCAAGACAAAGGACCUAUUGAAAAAUGCAGAAAAAGAAGCCAGCACUUUGAAACAGCAACUUUCCAAUGCUGAAACUCAACUGGUAUCGCAUACUCAAGGAGGAGGAUCCAAAGGGGAUUCAAAUGGAGAAGAGGACGUGGACAAUCUAAGAUCACGGCUUCGCCAGGCGGAGGAACAGACAAACGACCUCAGGGAGCGCCUCAAGACAACCACAAGCAAUUUGGAGCAGUACAGAGGCAUGGUGCUUAGUCUGGAAGACUCUAUCAGCAAAGAGAAGCAGGUGACUGAGGAGGUUCGAGCAGCUGUGGAGUCUCGGCUCACUGAGUCUGCAGAAUAUCAGGCACAGUUAGAAAAGCGUUUAAUGGAAGCUGAGAAAGAAAAACAAGAUUUGACUGAUGAAAAGCGCAAAACUAUAGAAAAUCUGGAACAGCAGAUGUCUGACCUAAGGAAGAAUCUGAGCAGCCUCCAGGCAGAACUUCAGGAAGCUCUUCAACGAGCAACUGGUGCUGCAAACAAUGAACAGCAAGCAAGGGCGGAUUGUCAGGAACAGGCAAGGAUAGCCUCUGAAGCACAGAAUAAGUAUGAGCGGGAACUGAUACUUCAUGCUGCUGAUGUGGAAGCACUGCAGACUGCUAAGGAGCAGGUAGCCAAGACCUCCCAGUUGCGGCAACAGCUAGAGGAUACUGCUCAGAAGGCUGAAGCUCAGCUGUUGGAGAUGAAGACAGCCAAGGAAGAACUUGAACAGAUGUUAAAGGCUGAAAUUGUGAAACAAACAGCACAUUGCGAGGAUCUGCAGAAACAGAACAAGCUGUUGCUUGAGCAGGUCGAGGGCCUCAGCAAUAAAAUGGUGACCACUGUACAAGAUGCAAGCCAGAGUUGCAUGAACAUUUCUUUCAGUGAGGAGGGGAAAUCCCAGGAACAAUUGCUUGAAAUUCUUCGGUUUGUGCGGCGAGAAAGAGAAAUUGCAGACACAAAGUUUGAAGUUGCCCAGGUCGAAUGCCUUCGUUAUCGCCAGAGAAUGGAGAAUUUAGAGAGGGAAAUGAAGGAAGUGCAAAAUAAUCUCAACUCUGAAAGGGAAAAAGUGCAGGUAACUGCAAAAACCUUGGCACAACACGAUGAGCUGAUGAAGAAAACUGAAACUAUGAAUGUUUUAAUCGAAACCAAUAAGAUGCUCAGAGAUGAGCGGGAAAGACUCGAGCAAGAACUCCAGCAAUCUCAUUCAAAGAUUCGCAAGCUGGAAUCUGACAUCCUGCCUCUUCAGGAGUCCAACACGGAACUGAGCGAGAAAAGUGGAAUGUUACAAGCUGAGAAGAAACUUCUGGAAGAGGAUCUGAAACGCUGGAAAGCACGUGCUCAGCAACUUAUCAGUCAGCAGAAAGAGACUGACCCAGAUGAAUACAAAAAGUUACUGUCUGAGAAAGAUGUAAAUGCAAAGCGUAUUCAACAACUGACUGAAGAAACCGGGAAACUGAAGACUGAUAUUGCAAGGUUGAAUGCAUCGUCCACUACGUCACAGCGUGAUGUGCAGACUUUGAGGAUUGAAGUAACUCGAGUGACCACUGAACGAGAUAACCUGAAGCAAGAAAUGGUGACAAAGGUUGCAGAAAACCUGGAGAAGAUCAAAACCAUCACCCAGGUUAAAAAGAUCGGUCGCCGUUACAAGACUCAAUAUGAGGAGCUAAAAGUUCAGUAUGACAAGAUGGUUGUCGAGAAAUCCUCUCAACGUACAGCAGAGCAGCAAGCAGAACAGUCCUCUGCCCAAGCCACUCAGGAAUUGCAGGAAAUUCUAUCCCAGUCUGAGUCCAGAACCAAGGCUCUGGAGUCUCAGACUGAAGCCUUGCAGAAGUCUAUUAAUGAGAAAGAAUCUGAAGUGAAAACAUUGCAAGUUGAAGUAUCACAGCAACAAGGAGAGCUUUCUCGCUUACGCCAGGAACUGCAGGAAAAAUCAACGCUCGAGGAUCAACUUCGACAGCAGAUUACAGAGAAGGAAGAGAAGAUGAAGAAAGCAAUAGUGGGAGCCAAACAAAAGAUCUCGCAACUAGUUGGUGUAAAGGACCAAAUGGGGAAGGAAAAUGAAGAGCUGAAGCAGCGCAAUGAAGAAUUUAAACAACGUAUCGCGACUAUGGACCAGCAGAGAGAGGAGCUGGAGGUGCGCAUGAGUGCACUCAAAUCACAGUACGAUGGUCAUAUUGCUCGUCUGAAACGAGAGCUGAAAGAGCACCAGGAUCGACAACAUGAGCAACGUGAGGAACCCCAGGAACUAGCCAGCAAGGCUUCUGAACCACAGAGACAACUGGAUCAACAGAGGCAGAUUACACUGAAACAAACUCCAGCAUCUACUGAUAGAGGAAGUUCCAGUGCUUCCGAGCCUCCAACAGCUAACAUCAAGCCCACUCCCCUGGUGGCAACGCCCAGUAAAGUGCCAGCUGGCACCGUACCUGGUAGUAAGUCAACACCAAGAGCCAGUAUCCGUCCAAUGGUCACUCCAGCAACGGUGACUGCACCAGCUACAACACCCACAGCCACCGUAAUGCCCACCACACAAGUGGAGAGCCAAGAAGCUACCAUACAGCCAGAGGGACCAGUUGAACACGUUACAGUUUUUGGAAGUGCAAGUGGAACAGUUCGCUCAACGAGUCCCAAUAUCCCAAACUUGUCACAGCCCAUUUUAACGGUCCAACAGCAGCAAACCCAGGCCACUGCUUUUGUGCAACCUACCCAACAGACUCUUCAGCAGGUAGAACCAGCAAAUCAGGAGCCGUCAGCCACCAUUGUAGAGCUUGUACAGACCUCACAGAUAGAAAGACCUUCCACUUCUACUGCUGUGUUUGGAACAGUUUCAGCAACUACUUCUAUAUCCAAGCGUCAGCGCGAUGAAGAGGAAGAGACCAGUGUGGAAAACACAGAUCAUGCUCAGGAAGAAUCUGUGGACCAGCCACAGUCUAAGAAAUUGAGAAUUGUCCAACGAGUUGGCCCUGAGGAAGAGCAUGUGCAGGACAUUGAAGGAAAUGCAGAAGUGGUAACUGAAAUGCAGCUUCAGACAGAUCACCUGGGUUCACAAGACUCCAUCACACAGGUAGUCAUUGAAGAGGACUAUCCUCCUUCUCAACUAAUGGAGGACAGCCAAGAGGCUUCUCAGACUUUACCAUUAGAAUUGGUGCCUCAACCCCCUGAACAUCAGCAGAGCACCCAGUCAUCCCAAGAUUCACAGCCACCCGAUGUCAUCAUUAUAGACAGUGAUGAAGAGGACGAGGCAGAAAAUGAAGAGGACCAAGAGCAGGAGUACGACGAAGAGGAAGAGGAUGAUGAGGAUGAAGAUGAUGAUACUGGAAUCGAGGAUGGUGAUGGAGAGGACAGCAAUGAGGGCAGUCCUGGUGCAGAAGAUAAUUAUGAUGGUGAUGAUGCAGAGGGUGCAGAGGGUACAGACCCCAGUACAGAUAAUGAGCAAAGUAUGAGCAGUGCUAAGGAAGGUGAAAGCAUCCAAAGACCAGAAGACAUUCAAGAUAAUUCUGGAGGAGGUGAAGGUGGUAUGUCCACUGUGGAACCUUUUGGUUCAGAUGCACCAAGAGAGCACCAAUCUGUAGCUGAAAGGCAGACUCCCCGACCACCACGAUCGCCACGGAGACCUCCGCAUCAUCUUCCUCCAAGACUAACCAUUCAACCUCCAGCACAGGAAUUGGGGCCCCCUGCCCAGCGGUUCCCACCAGCCAGGCGUCCGUCAUCAAGCCGAGGAGGAAUCCAGCUGACUCCAGGCAUCGCAGGAGUGCAACAACACUUCUUUGAUGAAGAUGACAGGAUGGUGCCAAGCACACCAACUCUUUUUGUGCCCCACCGAUCAGAUGGAUUUGCAGAAGUCAUUCAUUCACCUCAGGUCACUGCUGUACCAAGCUUCGGGUUUGGUCUCUCUGAGGAUCUUUCGCAAACCAGUUCAAGCCAAUCGGAUCUUGGACAACUAGCAUCACAAGGAGGCCUGGGAAUGUAUGAAACUCCCAUUUGUCUUGCGGCCGUUCAUGAAGAUGAGUCUGGAGGUCGCAGUGUGCCCACUACACCACUCCAGGUUCAUGCACCAGUGACUGUUUUCAAUGAGGGCAUACAAUCAGAUGGAACAGAGCAUGCCUCCCAAUCCGUUCCUAUGGUUACAACAACUCUGACCAGUCUGUCAAAUACUGUUGAGUCUGGAGGUGGUGGGGAUGAUGGAGAUGAAGUGUUCGUGGAAGGAGGCGAACAAGAGGGCCUUGGCUCAGAUGCUCUGCUGGAAAUUGAGGGACAACAGGAGGAGGAAGCUGUUCAGCCAUCCGAAGAGGCAGACCUGCCAUCCACUAGCCAGGAUCCACCGUCCAGUUCAGCAGAUGCCAGCAGCACUCAGCCGAAACCCUUGCGAAGGGUCCGACUUCACCCACAGAUGGGGAGAACUGUUGGUCGAGGGCGACAAUUCCAAAAUCGAAGAGGUAUGAGCCAUGCAAUGGGAGGAAGAGGAGGUCUAAAUCGUGGAAAUUUGGGUUGAAGUGCCUGACGCCUUGAAAAAUCAGUCUGUCCUCUGUAUAUGACCAUAAAUUGUAUUGGUGGCAUGUCACUCGUUUUGCUUAUUGUACCAAGCGCUGGGAAUGAAUAAUUUUUUGAACCUCAAAAAGAUUGGGCACACUUCAUGGUAUAACGUUUUCUGUUUACUGAAAAUAAAGUGACUUCCUUUUAAACCA